Molecule: messenger RNA, 1809 nt
Organism: Merops nubicus (carmine bee-eater)
Lineage: Eukaryota; Metazoa; Chordata; Aves; Coraciiformes; Meropidae
Gene: GLCE
Product: glucuronic acid epimerase
Exons: 3
Coding region: 1-1809 (602 amino acids)
Biological process (GO): heparan sulfate proteoglycan biosynthetic process
Cellular component (GO): Golgi apparatus
Molecular function (GO): heparosan-N-sulfate-glucuronate 5-epimerase activity
Source: RefSeq, a predicted model, not a curated record
AUGCGUUGCUUGGCAGCUCGGGUCAACUACAAGACUCUGAUCAUCAUCUGCUCCCUCUUCACCCUGGCCAUGGUGCUGCUGUGGAACCGCUGCUCCUCGGACAGGGCCGGCCCCUUCCCCCGAGGCCUCAGCCCCGACCACCGAGCUCCAGCCCUUGAGGGGGACCUGCCCAGGCAGCAGAGCGAGGAGGCAUCUCCCCAGGAGCAGCAGAAAGCUCCUCCCGUGGUGGCAGGGGCCUUGAACAAAGCCCCCGGGCUGAAGUACGAGGAGCUGGACUGCCUGAUCAACGAGGAGUACACGGUGAAAGGGAGGAGGGAAGGCAACGAGGUCUUCCUGCCCUUCAGCUGGGUGGAGAAGUACUUUGAGGUUUAUGGGAAGAUCGUUCAGUACGAUGGUUACGACAGGUUUGAGUUCUCUCAUAGCUACUCCAAGGUCUACACCCAACGAGCUCCUUACCACCCUGAUGGGGUCUUCAUGUCCUUCGAGGGGUACAACGUAGAGGUCCGGGACAGGGUGAAGUGCAUAAGUGGUGUUGAAGGUGUGCCCUUGUCCACCCAGUGGGGCCCUCAGGGCUAUUUCUACCCCAUCCAGAUCGCCCAGUACGGGCUGAGCCACUACAGCAAAAACCUGACAGAGAAGCCACCUCACGUGGAGGUCUACGAGACAGCUGAGGAGAAGGACAAGGCUGGCAGGUCAGCAGGGUGGACAGUGCCCAAGGGCUGCUCCCUCUCCACAGCCUGGGACAAAGCCAAGUUCACCAGUGUCAAACACUUCGUGGCUCCAGAAAACACCGAGGGGGUGUCUCUGCAGCUGGGGAACGCCCGAGAUUUCAUCAUCUCUUUUGACCUGAAGUUGGUGACCAACGGGAGCGUGUCGGUGGUGCUGGAGACAACAGAGAAGAACCAGCUCUUCACCGUGCACUACGUCUCCAACACCCAGCUCAUCGCCUUCAAGGACAGGGACAUCUACUACGGCAUCGGUCCCAGGACCAGCUGGAGCACCCUCACCAGGGACCUGGUCACCGACCUGCGCAAGGGCGUCGGCCUCUCCAACACCAAAGCCGUGAAGCAGACCAAAAUCAUGCCCAAGAGAGUCGUGAGGCUGGUGGCCAAAGGCAAAGGCUUCUUGGACAACGUCACCAUCUCGGCCACCGCUCACAUGGCGGCUUUUUUCGCCGCCAGCAACUGGUUGGUGAAGAACCAGGACGAGAGGGGAGGUUGGCCCAUCAUGGUGACGAGGAAGCUGGGGGAAGGCUUUAAGUCCUUGGAGCCGGGCUGGUACUCGGCCAUGGCUCAGGGCCAGGCCAUCUCCACGCUGGUGAGGGCCUACCUGCUGACGAGGGAGCACACCUUCCUCGGGGCGGCCCUGAGGGCCACGGCCCUCUACAAGCUGCCCUCAGAGCAGCACGGGGUCAAGGCCGUCUUCAUGAACCGCCACGACUGGUACGAGGAGUACCCCACCUCCCCCAGCUCCUUCGUGCUCAACGGCUUCAUGUACUCCUUGAUCGGGCUCUACGACUUGAAGGAGACAGCUGGGGAGAAGCUGGGGAAGGAGGCUCAGCUCCUCUACGAGCGGGGCAUGGAGUCCUUGAAGGCCAUGCUGCCCCUCUUCGACACCGGCUCCGGGACCAUCUACGACCUGCGGCACUUCAUGCUGGGCAGCGCUCCCAACCUGGCCCGUUGGGACUAUCACACCACCCACAUCAACCAGCUCCAGCUCCUCAGCACCAUAGACGAGUCGCCCAUCUUCAAAGAGUUCCUCAAGAGGUGGAAGAAUUACCUGCGAGGAGGGCGGGCAAAGCACAACUAG